Molecule: messenger RNA, 1475 nt
Organism: Bipolaris maydis ATCC 48331
Lineage: Eukaryota; Fungi; Ascomycota; Dothideomycetes; Pleosporales; Pleosporaceae
Product: Squalene/phytoene synthase-domain-containing protein
Biological process (GO): biosynthetic process; mitochondrial respiratory chain complex I assembly
Cellular component (GO): mitochondrion
Source: RefSeq, a predicted model, not a curated record
AUACAUACUAACCAGUCGCCUUCGACUCUUUGUGCCUUACCCCGAAACGAUUCAUACUACUCUGUGUUUUUUUGGACUUCUUUCCUACCUAUAUCACAGGUAUCUUCCCAUUGUUGUCGUUUUUUGUAUUGUGCAAUGGCCGUUCGCAUUGUACUACUAUAAUUUUGAUUGCUGUAAAAAAAGUUUCAAUGCUACCACCAAGACUCCGCGCAGGGCCCUUCCGGCGCAUGCAAGGCUUCUUAGGGCCCAAGCGCAGGCUUCUCCAUGCUUCUUCGCGUCUUAAUAGUGCAGCGAAACCUUCAGAAGAUGAAGUUGUAAGGGCCCGCGCAUACUGCGCAAAUUUAGUCAGAACGUAUGACACACCCUCACAUAUUUUGCAAACUUUCAUACCACAAUCAUCCCGCGAUGCUUAUCUUGCCAUCCGUGCCUUCAAUGUCGACGUUGCCCGCGUCGCCGAUACGACCAGUACCCCCACUAUCGGCAUGAUGCGCAUGCAAUUUUGGCGGGAUACUAUCACUAAAGCACUGGCUGGAGCACCUCCAAAAGAGCCAGUAGCCAUUCUAUUGGCACAAGCGGCAGAAGAUUUGCAUGAGCGAUCUGAUGGGAAAGCACGGUUGAGCAAGAACUGGUUCCAUCGCAUCAUCAACACACGAGAACAGUAUCUCGGGAAUCCACCAUAUCCAACCCUGAGCGCAUUGGAGAGCUAUGCUGAGAACACAUACUCGACUAUGCUAUACCUGACCCUUUCUGCACUGCCGCAAGCAUCUCUAACAACCGACCACAUUGCAUCACACAUUGGAAAGGCAAUGGGCAUCGCGGCAGUGUUACGAGGCAUUCCUUUCAUCGCAUUCCCACAACAACAGGCACUCGGUACUAGCAACUCCAUUACAGGCCAAUCAGGACCAACCCAAGGCGCUGUUCUCCUCCCGCUUGAUGUCAUGGCUGAAGCCUCCGUUCGCGAGGAAGAUGUAUUCCGACAAGGCGGUUCCGCCCCUGGUCUCCGUGACGCCGUCUUCACGGUGGCCACACGUGCAAAUGACCAUCUCAUCACAGCUCGAGAAAUGCUUAAUAAGUUGCGAUCCGAAGGGACCCUUGGUCAUGACUUUGAGCACCAGCACGAGGAGGACCAUGAAUAUAGUGUGCAGCAGAUGAACACUGGACAGGAGGCGCAACUGGCAGAAGUAGAAAAAGCGUUUGGGGUUUUCAUGCCCAGUGUUGCAACGCAGGCAUGGCUGGAUAAGUUGCAAGGAGUUGAUUUUGACAUCUUCGACCCAGCGUUGAGGAACGUGGACUGGAAACUGCCGAUGAAGGCUUACUGGGCGUACACUCGACGGAAGUUAUGAUGCUUAGGACAAUGAAAGAAGCGCAAAGGCAAGCCAACAUGUUGCGACAGUGUAUUUGUAUGUGUGGAUAUGUUGUGGUGGUCUUGAAUGAUAACACAAUCACACAAAAAUUAUCGACCCGAGAUUCCUAAG